Diorhabda sublineata is the source of this 2516-nucleotide messenger RNA. RefSeq lists its product as uncharacterized. The annotation marks the transcript as partial. The transcript is spliced from 6 exons. The record is from RefSeq and is a predicted model, not a curated record. Lineage: Eukaryota; Metazoa; Arthropoda; Insecta; Coleoptera; Chrysomelidae.
UUGUUCAUUUUCCAGUAAUCAUUCUAAAUUCGUCGGUUUUGUUCUUUUGGAAUGAUCCAUUUUCUAUUCUCCAUUAGUAAAGCUAUAUCAUUAAGUGCUUAUAGAUACAGUUUAAUUCAUAUCGUUUUUUAGUUAUAUUGCCGGUGAAUAAUCUUUAUCGACAAAAGAAAGUAUGAAUCGAUUUCGUAAAGUAAAAGACAACAGUAAGAAAUACUGUCUAGUGAGGUUUAUUGAGGACAAAAUUCUGUACAUAGUACCUACAAGGCAGUUGACUCCAAUUGAAGGAGAUUUGGUGUGGGCUCCAUAUAAAAAAAUGGGCUUUUAUGAAGCUCAUAUAGUUUUUCUCAAUAAUAAUAGAAAUAUAUUGGAAAAAAAGAAACGAGAUAUCCAAAUGAGUGAAGAUAUUGAAAGUCUGAAUGAUAUGAAUACUGCAAUUUCUACAUCUAAUCUCUGUGGUAAUGAAGAUAAUUCUAGAUGUUAUCCUACAUAUGAGGCAGAUGAUACAAAAAUAAAUCAAAAUAUUGCAGUUUCUGAAUGUGAUCUUAGUGUGGACAGAGAUAAUUCAUUACAUGAUCCAACUUACAUAACAGAAGAUACUGAGACUGUUAAUGUCACAAAAACAAAUAAGCAUCUGAAGACGGAUAAUUUAAAACCAAGUACUUUGAACUAUAGAGAGCUGAAUAUUAUUGAGUCAAAAUCGAAGAAGCACUUCUGUAAGUUUUGUUUGAAACUGCAAACAAAAUUCGCACGCCAUUUGGAGCUCAAACAUAUUGAUCAAGAUGAAGUUAAAUCUAUUUUUAGCCUUCCUAAGAAAGACACUACUCGGCUUAGACUCAUCAGUAAAAUUCGAGUAGAAGGUGACUUUAUUUAUAAUACCCAAGCAGAAUGCAAUAUGAAUAAUGACCUUAUCGUCGUUAGACGUCCUUCUGCAAUGAAACAAAGAAAAGGAGAUCAUUUUAAGCCGUGUGCUAAUUGUGGAGGAAUGUACUCCCAUUUGUCCCUAAUAUCACACUUUAGGAGGUGUAAAUUGAACAGGUUAAAAGGAAGUAAAGAUUCCUCAGUAUCAAGUAGACAAAAAAGUUUAUUUGUUUCUGUAGUGGCUAGUGAUAUCCUCAGAUACAAAAUACUUCCAAUGCUCCGCAAUGAUCAAGUAGCCCAAACUAUAAUAUCAGAUGACGGAAUACUUCUGUUUGGAAAUCGUUUGGCCCAAAAAUAUAGGUCACCUCAUUUGUACAAGAUGAUCCGAACGAGAUUGAGGUGUGUUGCAACAUUUUUUCUGAAAUUUAAAGAAGUUUCAAACUUACCAGAAAUAAAAUUUGAACAAGUAUUUGAUCCUGUCUACUAUGAUCAUGUAAUGCUUAGUAUAAAUGAGAUGUGUUCAUUAAAUUCUGAAACAGGCAAGUAUAAGAAUCCGGCCACUGCUUAUGCCAUAGGCUCAUAUUUAAAAAAAAUUUCAUUUUAUUUGAUAUCAGAGUAUAUAAAAAAAAAGGAGAGAUCCAGACAAGAAGAUGUAAAAGAUUUCCUUCAGCUAUUGCAAGAAGGUCUAUCACAUGAUGUAUUUAAAACUGUCCAAGAGAAUCAACUGGAGCAGAAAAGAAAGAAAAAAGUAAUAUUACCAUCUUCCCAAGACAUUCAGAAGUUGAGAGUUUUUCUCGAAGAUCGUAGAAAAACAUUCAUGAAAAAGUUGUUAGUAAGCUUUACUUACAAUUCAUGGAAAGAAUUACUUGGUACAGUUUUAAUUUCUUUACAGCUCUUCAAUCGCCGAAGGGCUGGAGAAAUUGAAAGAGUAGAAAUCAAUGAUUUUUUACAAUAUGAAGAGUUGAAAGAAAACGAUGAGCUGCUGAAAAACCUCGAUUCUUCUGAAAAGGAGAAAACAAAAAAUUAUAUACGUUUCCUAAUAAAAGGUAAACUUAUGAGGGGAGUACCUGUAAUGGUAAAUAAAGCAAACUUUGUAGCUCUCAAACUAAUACUCAAGCAUAGGAAGAACGCAAAUGUGGAUUCAAAGAAUAAAUAUCUAUUUGGUAUACCUGGAAAUUUUGUUAGUCAUCUUUCAGCAACUAAAUUAAUGAAUACAUAUUCAAAAUUAUGUGGCGCUAAGAAUCCUGGGACUUUAAGAGGCACGGAAUUAAGGAAACAUAUCGCGACAAAAUAUGGAACGAUGAAUUUGGGCAAGACUGAAAUAAAAGACGUGGCUGACUACUUAGGACAUCAUGAAAAAAUACAUUAUGAUUACUAUAGACUUCCAAAUGCUACUAAAGAUAUUGUAAGAAUGUCAAAUAUUCUUGAAAAGGCCCAAGGAAACGAUGCAAUGGAAGUUACUGAUUGUUCUGACAUUACUCAUAAUGACACCUAUUUCCAGUGUGAUGAUAAUUGUGGCGCAGAGGACAUUAGUUUCCAAAUUAAUAAUUAUGGUGAUGAAUUGAAAGAUUCUCAUGAACACAACGAAAGUGCAGAUAAUGGUAUUAUCCAGGAUACAUGCAACAGUGAUACUGAAAGGAACUCUGGUAUUCGAUCAG